AUGGUGGAGAAGGAGAGGCCCGGUAACCCGAGUGCCAAGAAGAAACAAGGGGACAAGAACUCGCGCCAAAGAUUUCGCCAGGGUGCAUCGAAACGCGACACGUUCCCAUGGAUCAACAGCCAAAUCAUCACGGUGUCGGAGUCUGGCAACCUCAUGGAGCUGGCGACGACCAUCGAGGCCUAUGUGUCCCAGAUGAACCUCGUGAAUAUUUCCACAGCGUUUCACCGGAUAGCGCGACUUUGGACCACAAACGAAGAUCAAGAAGCCGCUAUGACGGUCAAGGGCGUCGUGCAGGCCCUCAUCCAUCAGGCCAACACCGUGCUCGCAAGGGCCAGCGCCAGCGGAACAAAGCCCUCCGCUCAGGCCCUGGCGAAUAUUACUUGGGCCAUGGUGACGCUGAACGCCAUGGACGAGAACCUGCUACAGGUCUUGCUGAAAGCGAGAAAAGGCUCAGAGCCUCGACAAAUCGCUUCGACAAAAGCGUUCCCAAACAGCUUUUGCCGCUUGCCGCCGGAAGCCAUGGCUUUGGGUUCCUGGGCUCCCUUCCUGGCCUUGGCCCUUGCGGCAGCGCAGCCGCAGCUUGAAGAUCGCCUUCGGGCGGCCAUGGCAAAAGUGGCGGACCAGAUGCGGGACAAGUACGACAUGGGACUGGCGGCAGCCUUCCACUCGUCGAACCUCUCCUUUAGCGUUGCCUCGGGCUACACGGAUGCAGGUCUCGGGCUUGGCCAAAAAACGCGGCUCGCAGUACCGGAGGACCUCUAUGUUUGGGGGUCCACGACGAAGAUGAUCACAGCUCCGGCAGUGCUGCAGCUGGUGGAGCAGGGGCUGGUCAAGCUGACGGAUCCCAUCAGUUUGCACAUCGAUCCCAUCCUUUUGCAGCUGAAUGGCACCCGUUUGGAGGACCACUUCGGCAGCCCGAUCCGAGAUGUGGAAAUUCAGCAUCUGCUUCACAUGACUUCCGGCAUCCAAGACUACGAUGGCGAGGCUUUUUCGGCAGCUCAGUUUGCCAACCGCUCCAAAGCUUUCGGCCCGGUGGAGAUCUUGACCCGGUUCGUAAGCCCCACCCUUCAAUCUUCGCCGGGAGAGCGCCAGAGCUACUGCAGCACCAACUAUAUUCUUUUGGGCUUCGUCCUUGCCACGCACCAUCAUCGAGCGGGCACUGCGUGGAGCUGGCAGGACUACGAUCAAGCAAGCGUGGUCCCCGCCGCCUUGCAGAAGGAUUUCACCCAGUCCCUGUUCGUGAAGCACGGCCCCUGCAGCCAGUACACGCCUGUGCAUGGCUUCAUGGGGUUCUAUCCCAGCGCACAGCUUCCCAAGCAGGACGUCUGGAACGUCAGCUGCUUGGGAGGCUGGACAGCGGGGGACUACGUUGGUUCCGUUGCCGACAUUGCUCGUUUUACAUACGACCUCUACAACACCAAGGACCCCAAGAUUGUCACGGCGCAGUCGCAAGCGCAUUUGACAAACUUCACCGCUCCAGGAAUGAGCAGCUUCAAGUUCUACGGAAUGGGCACCUUCAACCUGGCGUGGAGCAUCGGUGAUGCGGAUGCUUAUGGCCAUGUGGGUGACACAUAUGGGUACCAGUCACAGACAACAUAUAUUCCAGGCUUUGACUUCGUGAUUUCAGUCGCCACGAACGUGGAGACAGAAAAGCAAGCUCAGCCAGCGGACUUCACCUGCCACGCCUACCACGAGCUCAAGGCAGUUCUGACUGGGACAGCGGCUCCGCGCUGCACCUUCAUCGUGCCACAGCGGUUCAUCGGCAAGUGCGUCUGCCUGGGGGAGUCUGAGUCUGAAGUGCUUGUAUAG
Symbiodinium sp. CCMP2592 is the source of this 1809-nucleotide messenger RNA. The record is from the annotation of a GenBank genome assembly. Lineage: Eukaryota; Dinophyceae; Suessiales; Symbiodiniaceae.